This is a messenger RNA of Branchiostoma floridae (Florida lancelet), 644 nucleotides long. RefSeq lists its product as uncharacterized. NCBI's taxonomy places the organism in Eukaryota, Metazoa, Chordata, Leptocardii, Amphioxiformes, Branchiostomatidae. The coding region runs from base 163 to 618 and encodes 151 amino acids. The transcript has 2 exons. The record is from RefSeq and is a predicted model, not a curated record.
UGGAGAAGGACUGAUGCAGUAGAAAACGGUGAUGUAGAAUUAGAAACACACAGCAAAGCCAGUACUGCAGACCAGUGGUCUUAUAGCGACAAUGUCCACAGCCAGAAAACAGAAUGGAACAGUGGUUUACCUGAUGUUAGAGACAGUCUGUCCGAGGCAGACAUGUCCGCCGGGUAUAGCGCAGACAAAAUGGCCACCAUUCGCUGGGACAAAGACUGCAGAACUGAGACUGUGUCCUUAUCAGACAAGAAGGAAGCCCUCGUUUCUUCAGGUUUGGAAGAAAGACAGGAUAUUCCCAACGGACACUUGGAUGAUCAUGUUGCCACUAGCAACGACCUUGAUCGCCCUCAGCAGAACAAAGAAGACUCUGGUUUGAAAGACAAGCUGCCUUAUGUGCCAGUGAAGGUGCCCGAGGUCCUGCCUGCCCCGUCCGACCCAUCCCAGCUGACCCCAGAACAGAGAGACUACGCCAACAGUCUGAUAGAGAAGUACCUGAAGAUGAGCCCCGUCCACUACAGCAUGCAGACGACCUCCAGUAACCCCAACUACAGCAUGCAGACGACCUCCGGUAACCCUGACUCCAGGACAACUACAGUGGAGGAGUCCGCUGAGAAGUAGGGCUCUCCAUGGUGAGUUAUGCACAA